CGGCUUUUUUCCCAAAUUGUUUUAAACGUUAUAAUUUGUAUUUAGUAUUUAAUAUUAAUUACCAGGUAAUAUAUUAAUAAAUUAAAUUGAUUGUUUUAAACCACAUUAUAAUUAUUUAUUUAUUGAAUAAUUCGUUCAUAUAAUUUAUCGUUGUAAAACGGAAUUUUAUCCACAAAAUGAGUCGUAAAGAAGCAUUAACACAAUUUAUACAACAAAUUCACGGUCGUCCUGUUGUUGUGAAAUUGAAUAGUGGAGUCGAUUACAGAGGUGUAAUGGCUUGCAUAGAUGGUUACAUGAAUAUUGCUCUUGAACAAACAGAAGAAUACAUAAAUGGAGAACUUAAAAACAAAUUCGGAGACUCUUUUAUUCGUGGCAACAAUGUACUAUAUAUUAGUACUCAAAAAAGAAAAGGGGUGUAAUAUAUUUUAUAAAUAAUAUUAUUUAUAUUCUCAAUUUCUAUGCUUGUGAAAAAUAAAACUAAACAUACAAAUAUUUAUAAGUUUUUGUAAUAAAUAUUAAGUAACCAUAAUUAA
Metopolophium dirhodum (rose-grain aphid) is the source of this 533-nucleotide messenger RNA. RefSeq names its product U6 snRNA-associated Sm-like protein LSm6. The record is from RefSeq and is a predicted model, not a curated record. The transcript is spliced from 3 exons. Lineage: Eukaryota; Metazoa; Arthropoda; Insecta; Hemiptera; Aphididae. Gene Ontology annotation, biological process: maturation of SSU-rRNA; mRNA splicing, via spliceosome. Gene Ontology annotation, molecular function: RNA binding. Bases 177 to 419 code for a protein of 80 amino acids. Gene Ontology annotation, cellular component: U6 snRNP; sno(s)RNA-containing ribonucleoprotein complex; P-body.